AUGAGUAGAUUUAAUAUAAGUGUAAUAUGGGUGUUAUUCUUUUUAGCGUUUGCAGAAUCGCUCAUGGAAGACUACUACUACAGAGACAUAAUCAACGAUGGAAUAAAAUUAGAGUUCUUUGUAGGAGAAAUGACCCCAGAUCGUCAGAUUAAAAUUUAUUAUGAUGAUAAAUUAAUCAUAACUCAACAAGACACUUCCUUAAGUGAGUCUUAUGUUGGUGAAAAAAAAAAUUUGCAGAUAAUUGUACCCGAUACUGAGAUAUUAAUACUCAAUCCGGAAGAAAUUAAUUCUGAAAAAAAAGUCAUUGUUUAUCACAGCGACGGCAAAAUUCAUGUUUAUCAAGGAGAAGAAAUUAAUUCUACAAAAUUAGUUUCUGAAUUUAACAAUAGCUUCGAUUCUGAAGAGAUUGUCUCGAUACUGUCCAAUGAAUUUGACCAGAAAAAAUUGGUAUCAAUAUUUUUUGCAAAUGAUAAGUUGGUUUUGACUCAAAAAGAGACUCCAGAAGAAAUUAAUCCUAAUUUAGUACAAGUAGAAAAAUUGCAGACUGUAACUUCUGAUAAAAACAAAUUAUUGUUGCAUCCUGCAAGAUUUUCUCCUGAAAAAAAGAUUAAUAUAAUCCAUAAAAAUGGGGAAAUAAUUGUCUGGACGGGAAAAUUUGAUGAGAUACCGGAGGAUAGUGUUGAGACGCCGGAAAUUGUGGAAGUUAUUGCUGAAAAAUUGAUGAAAAAGCCGCUAGAAAUAAAUCCUGAUAAUAAAGUGUUGAAAGGAAAAAAUAACGUUCAUAAAAUAGAAAAAAUUAAUGCAACAGAUUCAAAACCUAGUGAUAGUAUCAAUAAGUCUGAAAUUAAUCAAGAAAUCACACCAGAUCUUGAAUUUGAUACUUUUUUUGACUCCGGGGAAAUUGCAGAAAUAUUUCCUCAAGAAUUCAAUUUGAAAAAGUUAGUUUGGAUAUUCUUUUGUGAUAACCAGCUUAAUGUAACCCAAUUGGGUGCUCCUGAAGAAACGAGCAACAAUAUAAGGUACAAGCACAAAAAUAUGACGAUAGUUUCUUCGGAUGUUAAUAAAUUACUGCUGUAUCCUGGAAGAAUUACUCCGGAGGAUAGGAUCAGAGUUCUGCAUAAAAAUCGGACGAUUUAUGUUUGGCAGGGGUCGGAUCGAAUUCCAAAAAAACAUAUCAAUAGGCCGGAUAUUGUUAAAGUUAUAAAACCAACUCCAAAAAUUGAAAAGCCAGAAGCUGUUCUGGAUAAAUUGGGUAAUUCAAAUUUUGAUAGAGAAAUAUUGAUGGUACUGCCAGAAUUGAACCUUAGACAAGCUUUUUCGGUUAAUAUCAAUGGGAAUAAUAAUACUAGAGUAGAAACACUAAGCACUCCACAUCAAAAAGUAUCUACAGCUCAUGGGUUCAAUAAUUCACGAAUUGUAAAAUCAGGUUCAAAUUCAUUUGUGUAUUAUCCAAUUAAUAUUGAUUUGGAUUUCAAAAUUAAUAUCAAGGACAAUUCUAACGCGUCUGAAGAGCUGAAAAUUAAUGAGACUAAUGAAAUUGAUGCGCAACCUGAACCAAUUAUGCUUCAUCAAGUGAUUGCGAGUAAUUACACAAUGAGGGUGGAUCCAAAGGAAUUAAUUUUGAAGAAAUUGGUUAGAGUGUCUUAUAAUAACGAAUUGUUGGAGGUAACGCAAAACGGAACUUCUGAAGAAUCAUUUAACGCUAGUUCAUCUUUUAAUCAGACAAACUUACAAGUUAUCAAACCAGAGACAACUAGGCUUUUACUUCAUUUGAUGUUCAUCAACCCGGACUCGGUGAUUAAAUUCCGACAUGAAAAUGGAAGGAUAUAUAUUUGGCAAGGGUCAGAUAGGAUUCCGAAGGAGGAUGUUGAUAUGCCGAGUGUUGCUCAAAUUAUUGAACCCUGGGGUGUUGAAGAUUAUGAUGAUGAGGAUGAGGAUGAUAAUGAAUCAAAGACGGUAGUGCAAGACUUCAAUAAAUCAGUUUCCGACAAAAUUGGGUUGACUCUCUUUUCGAAUAUGUACAAUCCCGAUAAAUUGAUCGUCGUGAAACAUGCGAAUGAUCAGAUUCAUGUCAAUCAAAUAGAUCGUAUUGAAGAUGAUGGAAAUAAAAAUCCGGAGAAUCAGAAGAUGUUUUAUUCGAUAUCUAAUGAAUCUAGCGUGACGUUGGAUCCACGAAAAAUUAAUUCUAAUCAAAGGAUUAUUGUUAAAUAUUUUGACAAAAUGACCUAUAUAACUGUUUGA
Molecule: messenger RNA, 2241 nt
Organism: Cotesia congregata
Lineage: Eukaryota; Metazoa; Arthropoda; Insecta; Hymenoptera; Braconidae
Source: the annotation of a GenBank genome assembly